Strongylocentrotus purpuratus (purple sea urchin) is the source of this 1019-nucleotide messenger RNA. RefSeq names its product transmembrane emp24 domain-containing protein 6. Gene Ontology annotation, cellular component: Golgi apparatus; COPII-coated ER to Golgi transport vesicle; endoplasmic reticulum-Golgi intermediate compartment. Lineage: Eukaryota; Metazoa; Echinodermata; Echinoidea; Camarodonta; Strongylocentrotidae. The record is from RefSeq and is a predicted model, not a curated record. Gene Ontology annotation, biological process: Golgi organization; endoplasmic reticulum to Golgi vesicle-mediated transport; intracellular protein transport. The transcript is spliced from 3 exons. Bases 118 to 531 code for a protein of 137 amino acids.
UUUUCCUUUUUUCUUUUUUUCCCACUGCAGCUGGCCAGUAAAGACUCUCGACCAGCUCUCAACGCUUUGAUCAAGGGACCGAGAGGCAUAGCUCUAUACAAUAACCAGAAUUCCAUAAUGGGAACAUUCAACCAUAAAGCAGAAGUGGCAGGUGCCUACCAAUUCUGCAUCGCAAACAACCAUCAGAAGUAUUACGUCAAGUACGUCAAAAUGUACCUCUCUAUCACCGACAACGAGAGACUGGAGAAGUACUACCAUCUAGAGGAGGAUCUCCAAAAAACCUACGGAAAUUUGUCGCAAACUAUGCAGAAGCUGACGUCGUCGGUCCGUGUGAUGCGCCGCUUCCAGCAAUGGAGUGGCAUCCGAGAGACCAGGGACAGAGAGCUGCUCGAAGCCAACCAGGGUUACGUAACAACCUGGUCCUGCCUGCAGUGCCUGGUGGUCGUGGGCGCCGCCAUGGUACAGGUCUAUUUCCUCAGGAGUUUCUUCAAUACGGCCAAACUGACGCCGAAUCAGAAGCCGAGGUGCUAACGAAGGUGGGAAACUAGAAUAAACGCGAUCGCAAAGACUUUCGAGAAAUCACCUCAAGGGUAGUUUCAAUACCCUGUUGUAUUGCCUAAAGAAAUCAUGCUUGGAUUACGUAUUACGUCAUUGGCAUUGGACUUCGCACAUUCCAAUAGGGGACACACACUGCCGUAUGUUGAUUUCUUUAAAGUAUUUACUAUCGUAUAAAUGGAUCGAAGAAGCAGCUAAUCACAGUCGCGUAUCCAUCAUAGAAUUAAACUGGCGUAGUCACCCUUCUUUUUGUUAAAGGUCCCGCAUUACAGUGACCUGGGAACAUUGUUGAAGUUUGAUGAAAAAAACGCGUAAUUUUUGUAUGAAAUGUUACUUAUUAUAAUCCUUCUACUGUCCUAACCCUCUAACAUGCAAAACAUCCUUUUAAACAUGGCUCAAACCAUAAAGAUAUUAAUGGUUUUCUUUGAAGGCGUCACUGUCCGACACCCUCUAACAGUAAAUUC